AUUCACUUCAUUUUAAAGUUUCACUUCAACCCUGUGGGUCUUACAAACAGAAAAAAGAAUGUUCGAAAUGCUAAAGCUACUUAUAUUUUUGUGCAGUGCUUUGUCAAUUUCAGAAUGUGUUAAAAAUAGAAAUAAAACAUACAGAAUUGUCGGUGGCCAUGUAGUAGACAUUGAAAUGCAUCCGUACCAAGUGUCUGUACGUGAAUUGAACGAGCACAUUUGUGGUGGAUCGAUAAUUACCAAUCGAUGGGUAUUAACAGCAGGUCAUUGCGUAGAUGAUACCAUAGCUGCUUACAUGAACGUCCGUGUUGGAUCUGCGUUUUACGCAAAAGGUGGAACGAUACAUCCUGUGGACUCAGUGACUUCACAUCCAGACCAUGUUCCGUAUAGCUGGUUAGCGGACUUUGCUUUGCUGCAAUUGAAACAUGCGAUAGUAUUUUCUACAAUCGCACAACCGAUCGCUCUAGCCUUUCGCCUGGAUAAUGCUUUGAGCGAUCGAGAAUGUGUUGUCACCGGCUGGGGACGCACUCUAAACGAAGAAGAAAGCUUUGAUAAGCUACGGGCGGUCCAGAUCCCGUUGGUUUCGCGAGUACUGUGUAAUGCUACAUACGAAGGAAAGAUCGAUCAAACUAUGAUAUGUGCGGGUGACUUUGUUGAUGGCGGCAAAGGCAGUUGUGCGUAUGAUUCUGGUGGCCCACUGGUCUGUGGCGAUAUGCAAGUUGGAAUCGUGUCCUGGGGUAAAGGGUGCGCGAUGCCCGGAUAUCCGGAUGUAUAUAGUAGUGUUUUAUACGCAAGAGCGUGGAUCAACAGCAUAGUACACAAUUCCAUUGAAUGAAUCAAUCUGGUUUUAGUUUCUUAAUUUGCUACUGUUUCAUUAGCUUUUGUUUUGAGGAAAUUUAUGUUUUGUUGUAUCCACAGUUUGGCUUAACGUAGAAUGAGAACAUUUUCAUCCAAGUAUAGAACGAAGUGUGAUUCAAAAUCUUAUUAGAACUUUUUGUUCUUAGAGAUUUUAAAGAUUUCACGUGAUUUUUAUGUAUGCAGAAGGAAUGGCCUGGCCGGCAAUGGCUAUCGAACGUGAUAUUUAUAUUGUGAAAGUGUAACAUGAAUACAAAUAUUUAGAUCAAACUUAGAAAAUACACGGUUUGAAGAAUUUUGAUGAGCGGA
Molecule: messenger RNA, 1164 nt
Organism: Anopheles coluzzii
Lineage: Eukaryota; Metazoa; Arthropoda; Insecta; Diptera; Culicidae
Product: trypsin-4-like
Exons: 2
Coding region: 59-835 (258 amino acids)
Biological process (GO): proteolysis
Molecular function (GO): serine-type endopeptidase activity
Source: RefSeq, a predicted model, not a curated record